AUUUAUUAGUCAGUACCUACAAUAUUGUAACUGCCCAUAUCUUUUAUCCAAUCAGUGUUGCGUUUUUACCUGACCAUGUGCAUCCAACCAAUUACCUCAUUCAAUAACAUAUUAUAUAAGAAAAAAUUUUUGUUUUAAAACGUCAAUAGUAGAUCUAGAACAUUUUCACAAGAGAUCUAUAAAAUUAAAAUCAUAUUGCAAAAGUGGACAAAUAAAUAAAAUCAUUUAUUUAACCUCUUUCAAGAUACUAGUACAUAAUACGUAUACAUUCAGUUAGGUGUUAAAAAAUAGGCUAAAAAAUCAAAUAAGAAAAUUCAAUUAUUUUCUUUUCGCAUUUCAAAAUUCGUCGCUGAAGAUAUUUAAAAAAACAUGGAUUCUAUCGAAAGUCAAAAAUAUACUACCUACGAGGAGAGAUUAUGUACUUUCAACGAAUGGCCUUCGGACAAGCCUCAAAUACAAGCAGAAUUAGCUGAGGUAGGAUUCUGGUAUACUGGAGAAAACGACCGUACAAAGUGUUUUUGUUGUCAGUUAGAGUUGGAGGAUUGGGAACCAAAUGAUUCUCCGUUGCAAAUACACGAAUACUGGUCUUCUAAAUGCAACUAUCUUAAAAAUAAUAAAGGAAUUUUUACCAAAUUUCCGAAAUAUAAGAGCUUAGAAUCAAGAUCAAAUACUUUCGAUGUUUUAUCGGAGUUAAAAGCAAAUGUAAAAACACAAUUAGCUGAUGCAGGAUUCUUUUACAAUGGAAAAGACAAUGAAACUUUGUGUUUCCAUUGUGGCAUAAAAUUGCCAAAUUGGGAAACGGAAGAUAAACCAUGGAAUAAACAUUUAGAACGUAAUUCUAACUGUAAAUAUCUUACAAAUAAUUCUGAAAAAUUUAUUCAAUUUCCGAAUUAUCAGAGCUACGAAUCGAGACUAAGUACUUUCGAUACUUGGCCAACUUCAAAAUCACAAACAAAAGAACAAUUAGCUGAAGCAGGAAUUUUCUACAACAGAAACAGCAAUGAAACUUGUUGUUUUUAUUGUGGCAAAGACUUGAAAAAUUGGCAUCCGAAUGAUGUACCGUGGCUUAAACACUUCGAUCUUAAUCCUAAAUGCGAAUUUGUUAAAAAUCGCCAGAAUCUAGUUGUAUAUCCAUUAUAUCAGAACACUGAAUCAAGAUUAAACACUUUUGGCACUUGGCCAACAUCAAAAUCAAAAAUAAAGGAACCAUUAGCUGAAGCAGGAUUUUUUUAUACUGGAAAAAGUGAUACAACAAUAUGUUUCCAUUGUGGAUUAGAAUUACAAGAUUGGACGAUGAAAUGUGAUCCGGAUGUAAGACACAUCUCACAAUUUUAUAUGUGUAAAAAUCUUUUACAAAGAAUUUAAUAAUAACAAUGAUCAGAAAAAAUACCAGAUCUAACCAUGGAACAAAUAACAUUCUUGGAUAAUAUUUUAGUACAACAUGUAGUAACAUCUAAUAGUGUAAAAUAUACACCUUGCGUGGACAAUUUUAUAAUUGUCAGUCGCAUAUUUCCCGGCAAUAAAUAAGUAUUAAUCAUGACCCCAUGGAAGGGUUAUAUACCACACGCAGCGAUGAAGUUAUAUGCAUGCUUUGUCUUUUGUUCUCGAGAUAUUCUGAACAAUCGAUGAUCUGAUUUAUAUAACACUCAUAUAACCUUACAUAACAUA
Messenger RNA from Polistes dominula (European paper wasp), 1668 nucleotides. Its product is annotated as baculoviral IAP repeat-containing protein 2. The record is from RefSeq and is a predicted model, not a curated record. Gene Ontology annotation, biological process: regulation of cell cycle. Lineage: Eukaryota; Metazoa; Arthropoda; Insecta; Hymenoptera; Vespidae. Gene Ontology annotation, cellular component: cytoplasm; nucleus.